Helobdella robusta is the source of this 5694-nucleotide messenger RNA. RefSeq lists its product as hypothetical. The record is from RefSeq and is a predicted model, not a curated record. The coding region runs from base 1 to 5694 and encodes 1897 amino acids. The transcript is spliced from 3 exons. Lineage: Eukaryota; Metazoa; Annelida; Clitellata; Rhynchobdellida; Glossiphoniidae.
AUGUUUCAUUCCGCUGUGCCUUCAUAUUUUUCUCCUGAAUAUUCUCAUUGGAAUAAUCAAUCGCAUUUAACGCCAAGUUUUUAUGACCAACAAUCCGAGAUUGUUCAUAAAAAUAACAAAAAUUUGAUCAUUCGUGGCUUUCAUGUACAAUCUAUGAAAAAUGAACCAAUAAAAAAUGUCAGUGACCAAAAAAUGUGCUCACAUGUGGAAAACGAAGUUUACAAAAACAAACAUAAUGAAAUAAAGUCAAGUACUCCUCAAAGUUAUACAACUUGUUAUGUUCAACCUUCUAAAAUAUUGACAGACUUGAAAUGCAGAAAUAAAGCAAAAAAACUGGAGUUUUUCCAACGAGAAACAGAUAAAGUAUGUUAUGAGCAUCUAAAAAAAAGAGGUAUUAUAUUAUCAACUUCAAUUUCGCUUUCUUCUGAUGUAUGUCAAAUCAAUGAAAAAUUAAGAAAUGAAAGCAGAAAAGAGGGUUGCAAGCGAAAAAUAGAAUAUAGCACAUUUUGCGAAAGUUCAUCAAGUGAUAUCAAAUAUAUACCAAGAAAAAAAAAUUGCAAUUAUUCUAAAUCGUACAAAUUUAAUAAAUAUUUGAAACCAAAAUUAGCUGUUGCAAAUCAUCGUAAAAAAUUUAAAAAUAAUAAUAUAAACAGUGAUAACAGUGAUAGUGACACAUUUAUUAAGAAAAAUAAUAAUAAAAAAACUGAUAGGACCCAUUAUUUCAGAAAAAGUUGCAGUAACAGUAACCUAGAAAAAAAUAUGAGACAAAAUAAAUCAAAACAUAAGAAUGAAGUUUAUAGAGAUGGCGAAAAAAAAAAAUCAAUAAACGAAGACAAAAAAUGUAAAAUUAAUGACUGUGACCUUUCUAGUAAAAGCAAUAAACACAGCUUAAGUGAUGAGUAUUUAUCUGAUAAAAGUAUAAAAGACAAAAAAAUUCCAAACAAAAGAUUAGAUAACGAUAAAUACGAAGAUGCAAACAGUGAUAGCAAUAGUAACUAUCGGAGUAGGAGCAAUCUAAUUAAGGAGGACGACAACACAAGCAAUGAAAAUGAUCAAACAUUUUCAACACAUCGAAAUAUUGAAAAAUGUGUUUUAAGUAAAGAUUAUUACGCCCGAUGUUUAUGUGGUAGUCCUCCCAAUUCCAAUUGCGUUUGUCAAUUUAAAAACCUCAAAGAACGAUCAAAAUUUCUUCGCAAUUGUUUUCCAAAAAUAGUAAAAUCUUGCCAAUCGGGAUCAAACAUUGGAAGAAUUUAUGAAAAAAAUCAACACAAAACAUGCCGCGUGAAUUCUAAAUUAUUGAAAAGAAAAAAAUGUUUAUGUAGGAAUGAGGUAAAUGAAACUGAUUCAUCUAAUGAAUCUCAUUAUUGUGAUAGUAACAAAUUUGUUAAAUAUACAGAUAGAACAAUGAAAAAUUGUCAAAUUCCAAUUAACACUAACAAAAUAUUGAAAGCUAAAAGAUUUUUUUCAGGAAUGGCAAAUAUCAAACCUUUUUAUAAUAAAAGAUUUUAUAAUGAGCAAGUGAAUACACUCCGCCCUCAAAGUUAUUCCCGCAAUCAUUGUACUUUCGAUUUUGUAAGAAGAUCAAAAGUAAAUAAUGGAAGUGGUAACUGCUUGAAAUAUGUUAGUGACAUUAAUCUUUUACAUAACCAACAACUUUACCAAAAGUGUAAACCCCGUUUUAAACGAAAAAGUAAAUAUUUGUGUUUUUCUGCAACAAAACAAAACUCUAAUAGAUCAAAUUAUUUUUCGAAAAAUGGAAACUGUGCCAAAUCAGCAUCUUACAAUUCUGAUCCAAUUCAUUAUGCAAAAUGCAUUACAUCUAAUUUUAAAUAUGAUGUACAGCCAAGGUGCAGAAAUAUUAAUAGUGGAGUACAAAAAAAUCUUACUCAAUACCCUUUUUUAAAUUCAAGCCGUGUGGCGACUUGCAAAAAUAUUUUGUAUAAUAACUCCUUUUGUUUUUCUGGACUGGAAUCAUACCGUAACAGUUCAAGUUGUAAUCAAUCUAUUGAAAACAAAAGUAAUCAAACCUCAAGCGAUAUAAUCAAACAUGAAAAAAAAAACAAAUGUGGUCAAGAUUGUUUUAGUUUGAGAGGGAGUCAAUCAAGAUAUAGUGAGCAAUAUAACAACUAUAAAAUAAAUGAACAAAAUUCUUUAAAUCACAGCUCAAAUAUAUUAAGUGAUUCAGAUUUUACGCCGAAAAAUAAAUUUGACAAAAAUAACAAUGAGAAUGAAAAAAAUUACGACGGGAAAUAUGAACGAAAAUCAGUUGUUGAUUUACCAAAAUUUAAAUGUAAAUCGUGUUACAAAGAGGACAAUCAAACUGAUUGGCAUCGUGAAAAUUUUAUAAAAAAUUAUAGUAACGAAGAACAAAAUUCAGAAAACAUCCAAAGAUGGCAUUCACGCAAUCACCGCAACAAUGGGGAAGAGCAAACCAAAAAUUCCACUGACAAUGAAUUUUUAGCAAAGUUGUCAAAAGAGCACAAAGAAAUUUUUACUUCACAACAGAGCAAUAGGCAUUGGCAUACGUUAUUAAGACCAAAAAUGUGUGAUACAUUAAGAACAGUUCAGAAACAACCGGUCGUUGCUCCUGAAAAUAGGUGCGAAAAAUUAUUUCCCAACGAACUUUUGAAUUUAAAUACUGAACUGAACCCAUAUAAUUUACAAACUAUCAACAAAACAAAUAAAAUUGUUCACGCAAACACCUUCUGUCAAAAAGAACUAAAUAAUCAAUAUAGCCACGAUAAUAAAGAUAUAAAAAAUAUUUUUCACACGGAACAUUACAACGCUGAUUGUUUUUCACUAGAACAACCUAAUUAUUGGAAAAAAUCUAACAAUUCAUCUGAUGCUACGAAUAAACUUGCAGACAACAAUGAAAAAAAAUAUCCAUUAAUAAAUUUACCUCCGUUGGCACAUAACAUUGAAGAAGACUUGGAAUGGAAGCAACAACCGGCUUUAAAACAUAAAUCUUCACAGAUUUUAUUUUUACAAAAUCUGCAGUUUCAGUCUGGAAAAAAUGAAAUGCAAUGUCGGCAGCCAGUUGAAUGUUGGCAAAAUAAUCAACAGAAGCUUAACGAGGUAAUUCAAAAUAUCGAAUAUCAAGAAGAUUCGAAAAAUCAUUUAAUGUCAACAUUUCGAGUGCCGGUAAUAAAUUUUUCUGAUUUUUCAAACAAUUUGCAGCAAUCAACUGAAACAAGGUUUUCGGCUAAUGGUAAAUUCAUGAAUCUAAAUAAUAAAACUCGCGAAAGAUUGCUAGAAGCACUUGAAGCAAAACAUCUUCAACCAAGUCAAGAACUUUUUACCAACGAUGAUACAUGUUUGAAUGAAACUUCUAAUGGGGAUGUAAAUAGAGAAAGAUGGAAAACAAUGAGUUUUAAUGAAAAAAAAAAUGCUUCAUCAAAAUUCCUCAAUAAAAUCAAAAAUAAAAAUAGUAGUUUAAAGGAUAAGCAUUGGUUUAAUGAUGCAACUGAAAUUGAAAAUUCCACAAAGCAUGCACUACAUGCUAAUAAAAAUUUUUCAAAAUUAAACAAAUAUGGAAAACAAGAAAUAGGAGUUGCCAGAAAACGCAAAUGUCAUUUAAGACGAAAAAGAAUAUUCUUUAACCAGCACCCUAUUCAAGAUGUUGAUAGGCCAAUGGACACUUUUUCUAAAACAGGGAAAAUUAAUUUACGGUUUCAAAAUAUUAAAAAUUGUAAAAACAAGUCUAAGCAGAGAAACAUUUUUAAAAAUGGCUUUUUGCGGUUUUUUAAACGCAAGUCAGAAAAUAACAGCGCAAAAACCCAUGAUUCAAAAGAUUCAGAUUCUAGCUACUCAAACAAUAAUAAAAGUAUAAGUUUUUCUAACGAAUAUUUGUUCAAAAAUAAUCAAACAAAACAGAAAAGUCUAAACAAUUGUGUUUCUUUGAAAAAAUUUAAGGUUAACCCAAAAACAAUAAGAUAUUUCAUAAGUUUAAACGAUGAUUCUAAAUUAGCAGAAACAUUAAAUAACUUGCGUGAUGAUAAAGAAAUAAACAAAUGCCAAAAUAACAAUGCUCAAGAGCCCGCAAAUUGUUGUUGUUAUGAAAAUCAUCCACAUGAAAAAAAUGGAGUAGUUAUUGAUGAAAAUAUUAGUUUAAAAAUCAACAAACCUGUUUAUGCUGAAUUAUCAAAUCUAAACAUUCAAUCUUCUUCUUCAUUAUCUAGAGCUUCUUUUUCGAAAAAAAUACCUAAAAAUAAUUUUUCUGCAUCUUCUAGCAUGUUUUUUGAUGAAUUUUCUAAAAAACAUUUAACAUAUAAUUUUAUUAAUACUAAUUCGGAUCGAAAUUCAACUCUUUCAUCAAAAGAAAUUAAAUUAAGAUUAAGUAAUUGCAUUGGUGAAAAUAAGCGAAUCAGCACAAAACGUUGUGAAAAUAAAAUAAAUCGGAAAAUCUCUGAUAAAUCCAAAAAUAAGCUCUUGCAUACCAAAAUUAUUUUGAAAAAAAAUGCAGAAAAACAAAGUUUACUUAAUAAAGAUAAAAUAAUCAUUCCAAAACUUGAUUUGAGUUUUCUUGGUGAUGAUGAUGAAAGCGUAAAUUUAUCAAAAAAAAAGUCGGUUUAUUCUUCAACUGAAAAUACUGAAAAAGCUGGUGAAAUUUUUAAAAACAAUCAAUACAGAAAGGAUCAUAAUGAAAUGAUGGAAGAUAAUAUAGUUAUAAACAGCAUCAAAGAUCUAAAAUUUGAACAAUCAAAUCCUAACAAAUAUGCAAAGACUGAUUUUAUUCAAAAUGAUGCUUUCAUGCAAACAGACGAGCUGCUGCCAACCAAUGAAAAUUCUUCCGUCUGUUCGGAAAAUAAAAUAAUAAUAGCUAAACACGAUGCCCAACAAAAUUAUAAUUUUUCUGAAAAAAUAAAUAAAUCGACAAAUCCAAAAUUAAAUAAAAAUAAUGAGAACAGUGAUCAAAUUGUUAAUUUUAAAGACCAACAUUCAGAAAAAAUUGUUGAUCAUUUAAAAAAAUUAAACUUUAUAUAUUUUGAUAAAUUUCGGUCUAAUAUAAAAUUAAAUCAAGAAAAUAAUCCAAAUUCUAUAGCAAAAGCAGAUCAAAAGAUAGGAAAUUUUAAAAAAUUCAAACCCUUAUUAUCAAACUGUUCUCAACAAAAGUCUUUUUCUUCAUAUUUGAAAAAAGGCAGACUUCCCAUUUUUACAAAUUUGGCAAAUCAAAACCAUUUUGCCAAUCAAAACCAUUUUACUAACAAUGUCAAAGAUUUCGUCAAUCAAAAGCAUUUUACUGACUAUGCCAGCAACAACGACUAUAAUCAGUUUAACUCAAAAGACAUGUCCAAUUACCAUAUUUCUCAAGACCGUGACAAGCCGACAGCUUUUGUUUCGUUCAACUGUUUAAAAAAUCUGCAUAAUGGUUGCUAUGCGGCACAUAAUAAAAUUGAAAACAGUAAAUCAUGUGAUGAAUUCAAACGUUUGGUUCCAGCAAAAAAGGUUUUAUCAGAUGCAAAUACUUUCGCAACCAACUCUGCAGAUCCUAGUGACAUGUUUCAAAACAUACCAGUAAAUACUUUAAUAAGAAAAGUUUCUAGAUUAUCAUUUAUAACACCUUUGCAGUACAAAAAAACUCACGAAGGAAACAAUGAUUACAAACAAAUAAAACAGGACGGAAAAAAUGCAAGCCCUAACAAAAAACUGCUGUCAUAUGUAUAUAGCAAAACCUUCUCAGAAAAAAGCAUUUAA